AUGGAAGUUGAAGUCAUUUCCAAAGAGUGUGUCAAACCAUCUUCUCCAACACCACCCCACUUGAAAACAUUCGAGCUUUCUCUUUUAGACCAGCUUCAUAUUAUCCCUUAUGUACCAGUCAUCUUCUACUACCGUAUCCAUAAUGGCCACAAUAUUCUCCAAGCGCAAGAAAAGUCAUUAGCUCUGAAGGGAUCUCUAUCUGAAAUCCUGACACAAUUUUACCCACUUGCUGGAACAGUCAAGGACGAUCUUUCUAUCGAUUGUAAUGAUGUUGGUGCUUAUUAUGCCUUAGCGUUGGUCCGUCUUCGGCUCAAUGAGUUUUUGUGCCAUCCCGAUCUCAGUUUGACCGACAGGUUGUUGCGGUUUCGACCUAGUUUCGAGGCGUCUGGUAUAGGUGGUCGUGUGACAAGUGUGCAGGUGAACAUUUUCGAAUGUGGUGGGAUUGCUAUCGGCCUUUGUAUUUCACACAAGAUUGUUGAUGCGGCUACACUCUACACCUUUUUAAAAGCAUGGACUAACAUGGCUUGUGGAUCUAAAGAAGUGGUGUAUCCAAACUUAAUUGGUUCACGUUCCCUCUUCCCUGCAAAAGACUUGUGGCUUAAAGAAGCAAUGGCUGUGAGGACCAAGGAUGUCAUCAAUUUUACAAGCUGGUGCAAGAUGGGUUUCUAUGACAUAGAUUUUGGUUGGGGAAAACCGUGUUGGGUGACUGGUGUUAUAGGCGAUGGCUGCCCAGUGUUCCUGAAUCUUAUCAYUCUAAUGGACACAAAAUGUGGUGAAGGAAUAGAAGCAUGGGUGAAUAUGGAUGAAGAAGAGAUGAAGAUUCUACAAAGCAAUUCAGAGCUAUUGGCAUUUGCUUCAUUAGAUCCAAGUCCUCUACCAAAAGAUGAAGUUGUUGCAUUAAACAAGCCACAUGCCAUGAAUACUGAAAUAGAUCCCAUCAAGUAA
Molecule: messenger RNA, 945 nt
Organism: Cynara cardunculus var. scolymus (artichoke)
Lineage: Eukaryota; Viridiplantae; Streptophyta; Magnoliopsida; Asterales; Asteraceae
Product: vinorine synthase-like
Exons: 2
Coding region: 1-945 (314 amino acids)
Source: RefSeq, a predicted model, not a curated record